Magallana angulata is the source of this 1376-nucleotide messenger RNA. RefSeq names its product con-Ins Im2-like. Lineage: Eukaryota; Metazoa; Mollusca; Bivalvia; Ostreida; Ostreidae. The transcript has 3 exons. The coding region runs from base 199 to 729 and encodes 176 amino acids. Gene Ontology annotation, cellular component: extracellular region. The record is from RefSeq and is a predicted model, not a curated record. Gene Ontology annotation, molecular function: hormone activity.
AAACUACUGAUACAGCGCUAUAGAUCGGCGAUCACGCGUUGUUGUCGGAUUAUAUAUUAGACUUAAGCACGCCGGCUUGACUCCGUCUUUCGUUGUGAACUCGCACCGGGGAAACAUCGGAGUGGAAGACCCUCCUUUCGGAACCGACUAAUGUCGUUGACUAACCGAAGGAGGUGAAGGUGCACCGAACGGACAUAUAUGUCUUGCCGAAAUUGGUGCAAUAGUUGGGAAAUCAUGCCAGUAAAUCGGAAACAUCAAAUAUUUAUACUACUGUGUCUUCAUUUCACCUCUGUGCAGUCAGACUUUGAGCGAGUGUGUAAUUCUCAAACCGACCUCCGUGGACCGGAUCCACAAGGAAUAUGUGGUAGACUGAUUCCGGAAAUGCUUCAUUUGGUAUGUGGCGGACAAUAUUACGUACCAUCGAAGCGUGACGUCUCAUCACUGUCUCAUCAUAAACAGGACAGAAAUGUCGAUUUUCCACGGUACUCACCCUUAGAAGGGCUGAUCCUCGGCAAAAGAGAGGCUUCUAUGUAUCUGACCAGCCAACAUUCGAGAACCAAGAGAAAUGCAUACCAAGGCAUUGUAUGCGAAUGCUGUUACCAUGGCUGCAACUGGUUCGAACUCCAGCAAUAUUGCGGUUUCAGGAAGAAGCGAAAUACCGAACCCGACUCAAUUUCAGCAAGUUCACAAAAUUCUGGAAAAUUGAUUGAUAGUGUCUUGAACAAAUGAUACAAAAACAUCCGGAUAUUGUUUUGACGAUGAAUUUAUUUUUAUAAUAGGGCAUUUUAUGAAAAAAAGGCUGAGAAUCUCGUUUUACUUUGCUUAUUUUUAUUUUCUCGAGUGAAUCGCUUUUUUACUUCUCAAAUUGUAUUUUUUUCGUUGUACGUGUGGCCGUGAUUGUGCCGUAAAUGGAGGGAGAGUAAUUUGUUCGGGCGAUGGAUAUUCAAGUUCAUAAUUGUCCAUUCUUUUCGCUUCAUGUAAAGUUCAGCAUCUCUGUAUACUGUGCCUUAUGUAUGAAUUUGUACGGGAGAAACAAAACAGGGUCCCAUUAAUCCGAUUUCUAUUUAGAUCUCUCGGUCAUUUUUCAAAGAAUAUCAAUUAAUUGUCCAUCUUGACCGUAUUGAAAUUUCUUUGAUAAUGAAAGUUCUGUUUUGAAAAAUAAAAUACGAUUUUGUGCUACAUGUAGAUCGAUGCAGUUACUUGUGCAUUUCUCUUUACUGAUGAUUUCUGUUAGUGUUUAAAUAUUCUUUCUUUUUAAUGAAAGAUUAAAAAAAAUGAAAGGUGAUCAAGACACCCUGAAUAGAAAUGGGCUUUAACAUCUCUCCUAACGUACAGCGGUGUACUUCAGAUGAAUAAAGGUACUACUAACCUACUAA